AUGGUUCACAAAGAUUUUUGGGAAGCCGAACGUAUUCUGGAUGAAAAGAAGGAAAACGGUGAAUCACUUGUUUUAAUCAAAUGGUUGGGCGUGGACUCGAAUGGUAAUCCUUGGCAACCAACUUGGGAACCCGAAAAAAAUUGUACUGAAGCCCUAAUUAGGGAAUGGAAUUUGACGAAGGGCGAACGAAAAGUUAAUAAUAAAACUCGAUCUUUCGGACGAAGGUUAUCGGUCUCUUCAUGCAACAUAUUAUCCGAAAGCGGAGUUGUCGGAGAUAGCGGAGAUGUCGCAGAGGAUCAUUAUUCUAGCGAGACAUCCACCAUCAUGGGUGAUGAUGAAGAGGAUGAGUCGCAAAACGGCGCCGAAGAGAUUCCGAAAGAAAAUUCGAACAUCACGGCUUCCAGCAUUUUUUCUGCCGUUGCUGGUCUUAUCGGAAUUCCGACCUCGCAAAAGCGACCUCAAAGUGAAUCUAGAAUUGAACAUGUUAAUGAUGCCAAAAAGAUUUGCACAAGAGAGCCGGUCGACAGCGGAGACAGUAAGGACGUCCCUGAAAGUGUCGGGGCUCAUGUUUUUCAACAAUCUCCACACACCGAAACCCCGACUGAAGUACAUUCUUUUUCAAGAUCCAACGAUAGAGUAAUCUCGGAUAAACAGUGUGUGAAUACAACGAGGCUCUCACGCAAUAAUGGUGACGGUGUUAAUUCAAAUGAAAAUCAGGAUGUGCAAAGUUUCAUUAAUGAGAUUAAAGGCAAAAAUAAUUAUAUCGCUUGUUUGGUACAAGAAAAGGAGCAUCUCCAAAGGAAAUUAAAGCAGUACGAGAAAAACCGGAAAUAUCACCAAUCAAAAAAUCAAGCUUUAGCACAAGAGAACAUUCAAGCUCACAAGCUAUUUCAGGAAAAGCAGAAGGAGCUCACGAGGGCCUAUGCACAGUUGAGUCAUAUUCUCGAGGAAUUCGAAAGGAUUAAGGUACUAUGUAAUAAGAAAGAUGCGAAGAUGAAAGCCAUGGAAAUUGAACUAGAAGAGCAUAGGAGACAAUUUGAUGGCAAACGCAAGAAAGAUCAAAGACAAAUUGCCCUUCUUAAGAAGACCAACAGCAAUCUGACCAUGGAAAAUGAAAAGUUACUUCGGAAAACAGAAAGCCCGAAAGUCUCCAAUAGUCCGAUCUCCGACCAUGCACAACUUGGACAGAAAACUAGAUCUUCUGGUAACAUCCAAGUUCUGCGUGCCGAAAACGAAAAGUUGACAUCAAAAAUUAGCAGUCUAAAUCUCCAGAAUACUGUUCAACAGCAGGAAUUAACUGUGUUGAAAGAAAAGAUGAUGGAACAAGAAUCAAUCAUUCAAUUGCUAAUGGGCAUUCAAAAGAUCAACUAUCAGGGAGAUCUAAAAGCGGAGGACCUUAAAAAAUCUUUUGUCAAGUCUAUUAACUCGCACCUACAAAACACAUCAGCACCACCCGUCUAUGCGCGUUCUCCGGUACCACUACCACAAAUAGAAUUCAUCCCGUGGAAUGGCAUGCCACUAAAGAACUGA
Messenger RNA from Acaulospora morrowiae, 1530 nucleotides. NCBI's taxonomy places the organism in Eukaryota, Fungi, Glomeromycota, Glomeromycetes, Diversisporales, Acaulosporaceae. The record is from the annotation of a GenBank genome assembly.